Molecule: messenger RNA, 264 nt
Organism: Lathyrus sativus (Indian pea)
Lineage: Eukaryota; Viridiplantae; Streptophyta; Magnoliopsida; Fabales; Fabaceae
Source: the annotation of a GenBank genome assembly
AUGAACAAGCAUCGUUGGCGUGUGGGGAUCAUGACUGAGAUGGCUCCCAUUGGUUAUGUUGGUGUGAGCCCAAAAUGCAUUCUUGGUUUUAACAAGAAUCAUGGAGAGGAAAUAUCGUUGCGACUUCGAACUGAUGACCUCAAAGGUUUCAGGAAAUACGAAAGCAUCAAGAAAACUCUACUACAUGAACUUGCUCACAUGAUAUACUCUGAACAUGAUGCAAACCUUUAUGCUCUGGAUAAGCAGAUGCAUGAACUCUCUUGA